This is a messenger RNA of Dendrobium catenatum, 857 nucleotides long. RefSeq lists its product as uncharacterized. Bases 82 to 621 code for a protein of 179 amino acids. The transcript has 2 exons. The record is from RefSeq and is a predicted model, not a curated record. NCBI's taxonomy places the organism in Eukaryota, Viridiplantae, Streptophyta, Magnoliopsida, Asparagales, Orchidaceae.
AUAUUCUGCACAUUUCGGUGACACUAUAUCGUCUCUUCCGCUAUCUCUAUCUGUGCUCUUGCUUGGGCAGUACGGUAUCCGAUGGCUCGAGCCUUAUCUCAAACCCUAAUUCGCGAAUCUCAAUCUCUUGCCCGCGACCUCUCGCCCUCUGGCCAACGUCUAUGCAGCGUCAGACGCGGCGGCGUCCUGCGGCCGCUGCCAUGGCGCCUCGCGGGCAUUCGCCUGCGCUCUGACCGGCCCGAGGUGGGUCAGCUCCUAGAAAUCGACCUCGGCCAGGGUACAGACGCCACAAACGUCGAGGUGGAAGUACUCAGCAUGCGGAGGCUGGAGGACGCGAUCCAGGUGCUUGUCGUACAAAAAUCGGCCCCGGCAUGGGUUCCCUUCGUCCCUGGAUCCUCCUACUGGGUUCCUCCGAGGCCUCGGGGCCAUGGAUUUGGUCUUGGGAUUUUUGCCCGUGCUGAGAAGUCGCUCACUGAGGAGGAGGCGCUCUCUCGCACGACUCAACGCGGGUGGCCUUCCUCUUCCUACUUCGUAGAUGGUGUAAUGCCUGAUCAUCAUUCCACAAAGAUAUUGUCCAUGUCUGAAGGUGGAUCAUCAGCACAAUCAGAUGAAGAGGAAUGAUCUCGUCCUGACCCUAAACCCUAAAGAAGCAAACGGCUAAGUGAAACAAAACCUCAGGGAGGUGUUUUAGUAGGCUUCCUCUUUGCUGAAUAAGUAAUUUUAAGCUUCGAUCCAGUUGUAGCCUACAGGUAGCAUGUACAGUAUAUAAUGUUAUUACUUUAUGAAAUUUACAUUAUACAAUCAAACUUUCAUUCAUAAUGAAUUCGCAGCAGUCACAGCUGUGUAUAUCUUCUCUU